Nematolebias whitei (Rio pearlfish) is the source of this 2680-nucleotide messenger RNA. It is a transcript of the gene lrrc8aa, whose product is annotated as leucine rich repeat containing 8 VRAC subunit Aa. Bases 89 to 2485 code for a protein of 798 amino acids. The transcript has 3 exons. The record is from RefSeq and is a predicted model, not a curated record. Gene Ontology annotation, molecular function: protein binding. NCBI's taxonomy places the organism in Eukaryota, Metazoa, Chordata, Actinopteri, Cyprinodontiformes, Rivulidae.
UAUUGUCAGGAAGCGACUGCUUCCUGUCAUCCUCCCAACACUCGACUGGCUCUUCUGAAGGAAACCGACCAAACAAAGAUAAGCCAUCAUGAUUCCCAUCACAGAGCUCCGGUACUUUGCUGACACCCAGCCAGCGUAUCGAAUCCUGAAACCAUGGUGGGACGUUUUUACUGACUACCUCUCAAUCAUCAUGCUGAUGAUCGCAGUGUUCGGUGGGACGCUGCAGGUCACGCAGGACAAGAUGAUCUGCUUGCCUUACAAAUGGCAUGACUUCAACAUGUCAUGCGAGGUGAUCCAGCCUGUCUUUAACGUGGUCCCCACGUAUCCACAUGAACCCAAAGGCAUUCAGUACAACCUUGACCGUCACCAGUAUAACUACGUAGAUGCUGUCUGUUACGAAAACAAACUCCACUGGUUUGCUAAAUAUUUCCCCUAUCUGGUGCUAAUCCACACCCUCAUCUUCCUGGCCUGCAGCAACUUCUGGUUCAAGUUCCCACAUACGAGCUCAAAACUGGAGCACUUUGUCUCCAUCCUUCUCAAGUGCUUUGAUUCACCAUGGACAACGAGAGCUUUGUCUGAGACUGUGGUGGAGGAGAGAGACUCUAAACCAGUGGGGAAAUCGAAUGGUUCAAUGGACAAGAAGACCUCCAGUGUGAGCGAGGAUGUAGAGGCUAGUAUUCCCAUGCUCCAGCGAACAAAGUCCAGAAUAGAACAGGGAAUUGUGGACCGCUCUGAAACCGGGGUUUUAGAUAAAAAGGAAGGGGAGCAGGCCAAAGCACUUUUUGAGAAAGUGAAGAAGUUUAGAAUCCACGUUGAAGAAGGUGAUAUAGUAUACCGCCUUUACAUACGCCAAACUAUUAUUAAAGUUAUCAAGUUUAUACUGAUUAUUAGCUACACAGCUUACUAUGUAAGAUACAUCAAGUUCUGUGUAGCGUGCCCAGUGAAUAUUGAGAAACUAACAGGGUACAGUAUGUUUUAUUGUGCUCACCCAUUAGCGACUCUGUUCAAGAUUCUGGCCUGUUUUUACAUCAGCCUGGUUGUGGUUUAUGGUCUCAUCUGCAUGUACACCCUUUGUUGGAUGCUCAGCCGCUCCCUCAAACGAUACUCCUUCGAAUCAAUCCGAGAGGAAAGCAGUUACAGCGACAUUCCCGACGUCAAGAAUGACUUUGCCUUCAUGCUGCACUUGAUAGAUCAGUAUGACCCUCUCUACUCCAAGCGCUUUGCAGUAUUUCUGUCCGAGGUCAGCGAGAACAAGCUGAGGCAGCUGAACCUCAACAACGAGUGGACCCUGGAGAAGCUCAGACAGCGCAUCACCAAGAACUCCCAGGAGAAACUGGAGCUGCACCUUUUCAUGCUCAUUGGAAUCCCAGAUACAGUAUUUGAUCUGGUUGAGCUAGAGGUGCUCAAGCUGGAGCUUAUCCCAGACGUCACUAUUCCCCCCAUCAUUGCUCAGCUUUCCAACCUGAAGGAGAUGUGGCUCUACCACACACCAGCUAAGAUUGAGGCUCCAGCUCUGGCUUUCCUGAGAGAAAACCUCAAGUCACUCCACAUUAAGUUCACUGAUAUCAAGGAGAUCCCUCUAUGGAUCUACAGCCUGAAGAACCUCAGUGAGUUGCACCUAACUGGGAACCUGAGUGCUGAGAACAAUCGUUACAUUGUCAUUGAUGGGCUCGGAGAGCUCAAAAGUCUCAAAGUGCUGCGUCUGAAAAGCAACCUAACCAAGCUGCCACAGGUGGUGACUGACGUGGGCGUGCACCUUCAGAAGCUUUCCAUCAAUAACGAGGGCACCAAGCUGAUGGUCCUGAACAGCCUUAAGAAGAUGGUGAACCUGACAGAGCUCGAGCUCGUUCGCUGCGACCUCGAGCGCAUUCCACACUCCAUCUUCAGUUUGCACAACCUGCAGGAGAUCGACCUGAAGGACAACAAUAUGAAAACGAUCGAGGAGAUCAUCAGCUUCCAGCACCUGCACCGCCUCGUGUGCCUGAAGCUCUGGUACAACCAGAUUGCCUAUAUUCCCAUUCAGAUUGGAACACUGACCAACCUGGAGAGGCUUUACCUGAACAGAAACAAGAUCGAGAAGAUCCCCAGCCAGCUCUUCUUCUGCCGCAAGUUACGCUUCUUAGAUCUGAGUCACAACAACCUGACAAGCAUCCACCCUGAUGUGGGCUUCCUCCAAAACCUGCAGUACUUUGCUGUGACAGCAAACAGGAUUGAGACUUUGCCCCCGGAGCUGUUCCAGUGCAAGAAACUGCACACUCUGAAUCUGGGGAACAACUGCUUGCAGACGCUGCCAUCGCGCUUCGGGGAACUCACCGGGCUGACCCAGCUGGAGCUGAGAGGGAACCAUCUGGAGUGCCUCCCGGUGGAGCUGGGUGAAUGCAGUCGGUUGAAGAGGAGCGGCCUGGUGGUGGAGGAAGACCUGUUCAACACGUUGCCUACAGAAGUCAAAGAGCAGCUCUGGAGGGCCGAUAAGGAGCAAGCUUGAGCCAGAUGGAGCUCAAGAGACGCAGCAGUGUUGACGACACGGGAGGAGAAACGUGAAGACUUGUCAUCCAUUUGAUAACUUGGAAGGACCAAUAAAAAUAAGGACAUGAAAAACCAUCUGAUAUAUUCUGUUGGUUAUUUGUUUCGUACAUACUAUAAAGUUUCAAAGAUGCUGGAAGUUGAAGUUGAACAUGCA